UCCAUGACAGACAAUUGUGAUGGAGCUCAGAAUCUCCAUGCACUGUAAAGCAUGCGAGAGAGCAGUAGCUAAAACCAUCUCCAAAAUCAAAGGCGUGGAGAAGUUUACAACGGAUAUGCCAAAACAGAAGGUUACUGUGACGGGUCGCAUGAAUACCAAGAAGGUCCUGAAAAAGCUUAGAAAGAAAACAGGGAAGAGAGUUGAGAUUGUUGGGGACAACGAUGGUUCCAAUGGAGGAAACUUUUCAGGGAAGGGAGACUCUCCAAAGAAGGGUUCUAAUCCAUUGAUGUUUGGUGAAUGGGAUCAGUGUCAAGUGUUUACGAUGUUUAGUGAUGAGAAUCCUAAUGCCUGCCUGAUAAUGUAGAGAGAGAGAAAGAGAUGGAUGGAUUCAUUAAGACUACUCCCUUCACA
Telopea speciosissima is the source of this 411-nucleotide messenger RNA. RefSeq names its product heavy metal-associated isoprenylated plant protein 19-like. NCBI's taxonomy places the organism in Eukaryota, Viridiplantae, Streptophyta, Magnoliopsida, Proteales, Proteaceae. Gene Ontology annotation, molecular function: metal ion binding. The record is from RefSeq and is a predicted model, not a curated record. The transcript is spliced from 2 exons. The coding region runs from base 20 to 364 and encodes 114 amino acids.